AUGAGAAAACGAAGUGAUUUACAAAAUCGUCUUGCACGGGAAAUUUCUUUCUCGCCAUCACAAGUAUUUCUCUCAACCAGCGAGGUGCCGAUAACGAAAGUUGAUUCUCAAGUGGGAACAUUGGCAAAUGAAAAAAAAGAUUACAUCGAAAUAGUUACAAAAUUUUUGGGUGGGAAAUUGACUGUUGUUAUCAAGAAACGGCUUUUCUACUUUCUUAAAAAGUUUGCUGAAAUGUUUCUGCUGUUACCGGAAAGAAAGAUUUCUAAUUUCUCACUUUCUCAAUGGACAUUGAAAAGCGAAAAAACUCACAGAGGCAAAUUGCGAUCAACAGUAAAAGGUCUGUUAUUAAAAGAAAAAGAAAAUCAGAGUCAUGAAAAUAAUGAAAAUACGUCUCGGAUAAGAUUUCAUUCUGACUAA
This is a messenger RNA of Clunio marinus, 417 nucleotides long. The record is from the annotation of a GenBank genome assembly. NCBI's taxonomy places the organism in Eukaryota, Metazoa, Arthropoda, Insecta, Diptera, Chironomidae.